Messenger RNA from Candidozyma auris, 1509 nucleotides. RefSeq names its product ribonuclease III. Gene Ontology annotation, molecular function: ribonuclease III activity; double-stranded RNA binding. Gene Ontology annotation, cellular component: nucleus. Gene Ontology annotation, biological process: regulation of gene expression; primary miRNA processing; rRNA processing. Lineage: Eukaryota; Fungi; Ascomycota; Pichiomycetes; Serinales; Metschnikowiaceae. The record is from RefSeq and is a predicted model, not a curated record. The coding region runs from base 1 to 1509 and encodes 502 amino acids. The transcript has a single exon.
AUGUCUGAGGCGAAUUUCAAGGAAUUCUUGGGCAGCUUGGUUGACGCUGCUCUGAAUGAACCUCAAGUAAAGAAGCGAAAAGGGUCGCCUACAACCAGGGAGGACAACCACAAUGAGUCGACCUUUGGAUAUGCUCAGAUCAAUAAGCUUGAGCACUGCGGGAGGAUGCUCCAAAAGUACAUCCACUUGGUUGUCGAAGAGGCUCCCACUCUUGAAGACUUGGAUGAGAUAUCCAAAAAAGCUGAACUAGACGAUUUCACCAGGUGUGAGGCCAAGGGCAAUAAGCUAGUGAGAAUGGUUGCAGCCCUCAAGACCAAUUACAAGAAGAAGAAGAUACCUAUCUUUAAUGAAAUCUUGGAAGAGAGUAUACAGCCGCCCACAGAACGAACUGCGUCGUUGACCCUUGAGACACCCUUGGGAAGCUCUGUUUCUAAGCAUGAAGAUAAUCCCACGCUUUCUUUGACUUUACCCAAAAUCGAGGAUCCUCAGCUUCAGGCUCGUGUUUUCCAGCAUAAGUCAAUGUCUGCCAACAAAACAUAUUUGGACGAGAAAGAGAUUGUCAGCCAGCACAAUGAGCGUUUGGAGUUCUUGGGUGACUCUGUGCUAAAUACAAUGGUGACGAAGAUAUUGUAUGAGAGAUUUCCUUACGCAAAAGAAGGCCAGCUCUCUCAGAUGAGAGCCACGCUUGUUUGUAACAAGACUUUGGCAGAGUUCUCCCAGGCAUUCAACUUUCAUCGCCUUUUGCGCUGUAAUAUAGACGAAGAGCAUCUUCGUGUUGGCAAACAGAAAGUUUACGCCGAUAUCUUUGAAGCAUAUCUUGGUGCUCUCGCUAUAGAGCGUGGCUUCGAUCUCAAAGAAGUUCAAGACUGGCUUUCAAGCCUCAUGGAUAAAAAACUCCGCAAAAUGGGCAAGGAACUAGAAAAAACCCAGCCUAUCAACAGAAACGCUAAGGCUGAGCUCUAUGCCAUGGUGGGUUCUGCAUCCAUGCAUCCACAAUACGUUCCUGUUAAUAAUGGUAAUAAUGGUGACGUCAGCGGUGAAAACACAAAGUUUACGGUGCACUGUGUCAUGGGGCUGGAUAUCAUGGGUGAAGGUGAGGCGCCUAACUUCCGAGAUGCGGGUCUUCGUGCUGCAAUGGCUGCUCUCAAAAACAAACCACUCAUGGAGAAGUACAGCCGUAAGCGGGCAGAAACUGACCGUUCUAUCACUGUGAGCAAGGGAUCCUUUAAAGAUACCUUCUCUGACUUCCCACUUCUUGCUACAGAUUCGAUCAAGUCCAAUAAGUUUGCAAAGAACGAAGCCUAUGCGUACUUCGGCAAAGCAGUGGGCAUCGCUCCCACUUAUACCACAACGUCAGAAGGUAACCUAUACAAGGCAGAAUUCAAAGUGAAGGACCACACCAUAGCCAUAGCUCACGAUGUAUCUAAGAAAAAUGCCGAGCACCGUGCGGCUGUCGUUGUUCUACAGAACAAAGACAAGAUUGACGAAUUCCUACGAUGGUUGGAUUGA